AUCGAAUUAUAAUUGCAUAUAUACAAAAAUCACAUGCAUGCACAUUGAAAAACAUUGGAUGGUGGAAAAAAUUAACAAAAAUUCGACAACAAACAAUGGAUCAUGAUCGUAAACCGGAAGAUCGAUUUGAAUGUGAAUUAAAUGGCAAUGAAUUAGAAAAAUAUGGUCCAUAUUCAUGGAUGGUCAGACCAUGUGAAUGGUAUCUACAGGAAUAUAAAGAUUGUAAAUCAAUUAGAGCACGAUUACAUCAAUAUUUUAUAUCGGGUACAAUCGAUAAUUGUGAUGAUUGGCGUGAUGAUUAUCAUAAUUGUUAUCAAUUUCGUAAUAACAAAAAUCCAAUCUAUUUGAAUCGUUUAAUUGAAAGUGAACUAUUGCGCAAACAUAACCGGCUAUUACAAUCUAAAGCGAAUGAUGUUUGGGAAUAUCGUACUGAACCACCCAAUGAUUGGAACAAACCUAUUACUACAGAUGAAUGAAGCAAUAAUCUUCAAAUGAUGAUAACAAUAGAAAUUUUGUCAAUUGUAUUGUCACCUUUAUAUCAAUUGUAUAGCUAUAAAUUUUCUUUUCUUUUCAAAAAUAAAUUUUCCUGAAAAAAAAAUUCAA
This is a messenger RNA of Dermatophagoides farinae (American house dust mite), 603 nucleotides long. RefSeq names its product synaptic plasticity regulator PANTS. NCBI's taxonomy places the organism in Eukaryota, Metazoa, Arthropoda, Arachnida, Sarcoptiformes, Pyroglyphidae. The record is from RefSeq and is a predicted model, not a curated record.